AUGAAUGCCAUCGCACACGGUCAACCAAUUUUGGGCCGUCAAUGCACCAGAAAGAAGCGCACUUCAUUACUCGGGCAAGUUUUUUCCCGACGUUUUUCCUAGAAGCCGUCAUUCAUAUUCUUCACUUUUUUCUCGGGGAGACGUUGAAAAGAACGACCUAUAAUGUACUUGAACAACUACGGAAAGUGAGUCAGACACGAAACUUCAAUUUCGGCGCUUUUCCACACAUUUUUUCUUAAUUUUUGCAAAGAAAUCGUUGAGAGCAAACAAAUACUGAUAAUUCUACCAUCUUUUCGCUUGAAAAUACUCGAGUGUCGUAACGAAUGUGUCAGAUCUGACAAAUUGUAGAAAUAAUGAUAAAAGUUGCAAAAUUUAGAUAGAAAAGCGGAAAAAGUUCAAACCCUUCUCCUUUUCCAAAAUUUCCCCCGAAAAUUGAAUUGAAUGCCGCCGAGAAUUGUUGAAGAUGUCCAACGGAAAAGGAAGACAAAAAUGUCGGUCGGUGUUGAAUUUCCAGAAGAGGCAAAAGGCGAUUUUUGGAAUUUCACACACUUCCGUCCCUUCUUUUACCUCCUUUCCUUUCUUUUUCUCUUCUAAUGUCUCCGGAUGUCUGUGGGCAAUUAGAAUCUCGAAAAAGAGCACAGCUUUGAGCUCUUUUUUUUUCGAUUUCCCCUGAAUUGUGUUUAAAUUUAAAGGCUUUGGAAAAGCUUACACUUGAACGCAUACUGUACGGGUAGGAGACGCUCUAUAGUUCUAUCUCAAAUAUUUUUGAAUUUUAGUACUUGUACGUCGUAGGAGUUUCGACAGAAAAUAUAUUAGAUAUUGUCAACUUUCCAGAGCUUCAGUUCUUUUAGGAGUGGCUGCAAAAAAAAGUUGUCAACAGACAAAAAAAAGUUCUCAUUAAGAACAAUGCUUUUGUAAUUGAUUAUUUUUCUGUAUAACCACUCUCCGGAUCACUGUAGGCUUUGGGAGAUGAAGUCAACAAUAGCAACGGAAUUUCAGUGUCCCAGUCCAAGAGCUACAGUAAUCCUAGGAGUGGUCUUGGAAAAAAGUUGUCAACUGCCAAGAUCAAGUACUAGUUUGUGAUAUUUCAGCUCAACCUUCAUGACCUACUACAACGCCGUCGAUAAUUUUGGCAGUUUGGAAAGUGAGUCAAAAUUUUUUCCAAUUACCUUAAAAAGGGCACGGUAAAUCUCAGCUGCCAAUAGAGAUAUCAAAAAGUAGAAUGAACGGUUAUUGGGUUCCCUUCUAUUAUAGUACUUACUGUGACAGUGGGUCCCUUUUUUCAGAAUACUUCAAAAACCGCACAUAACUAUGAAUAUAAUAUCUGUGGGUGAAAGAGUUUGUCGUCAAUGACAUGUAUCAUAAAUGAAACACGAAAAAGAAAAGAAAAAGAUGAAGAAGCGGAAGAAGCGCGCGAAAUUCGAUCUACUCUUGUGUGACAUGACAAGACACCGGUGAUCGCAUUCACACAAAUUGUAUUUUAAACUUUCUUUUUGUUCGAAACCAAGUUGCCCACACAAUAGCUGGAGAUGUCACAAAAAAUGUGAAGUCCCUCAAAUCCUUCAUCUUUUUUUUCUAAUCAAACAUAUUCUUGCAUCAAAGAGGAUUAGCUUUCCGAAAGGGAUACGUGACUCAUGGAAUUCUCUGGGAACACAAACACAUCACACAUUCCUGCAUUUUCAUAAUAAUAGUAAUAAUAAUAAUCAUAAUCAUAAUUCAAAAAGGCCGCCCUUCAAGACAUUUUAUCAUUUUAUUCAUGAAAAUGUCAUUUUUCACCUGCAAAACUGGAAAAACAUAAUCGUUUUUUUUCGUACAACGUGACUCCCAAAAUCUGAUUUACCGUCAUUUUUCGGAAAACGAUAUCCAAGGAAAGAAUGAUUUGAGGCCGUACCAAAACGGGGGAAUUCACGAAAACAGCGAAAACCAAAAUCGCGGAUUCUUGCAUGCACCAAACUUGACGCGCACGUGUCACUAACGGGUUUUUUUUAUCAAAACCAACAUAUGGGUCCUUGAAUACAACUUUGUUUGGCCAAAUAGAUUUUUCAAAGUUACUUUUGACGAGUUUCCAUUUAUUUCUCUUAUGGUUAAUUGUUUUCACGUGUUCGUCAGUUCAAAAAACGCAAGCUUACUGUAAAUGCGCGUCCUAGAUUCCUCGAUUUUCCUCGAUUUUCGCAUUUUUAUCCGCGAUUUUGGUGUUCGCGAUUUUCGCCACCGCGGUUUUCGUAACGUGAAUUCUCCCGUUUUGGCACGGCCUCAAUAAUUUGACAUUUCCUUUCAAGUCCACAAUAAUCGGCGAGCAUCUUCCUCUUCCUCCCCAUUUUUUCGUUUUUCUCAUCCAAAAGUGAGUACCCAUUAUAUUUUAUUGGCUCCGCAGAGCUCAAAUGGAGCCGAAAAACGUUCACAUCGUCUCCCUUUCUUCCCGUUUUUUCUGGAACCUCGAAAAAAAGUAUGAAUUGUUUAGGAACUUGUGCUCCCCAUCCCAGAAAGUAUCACACACUUUCCCAAGAUGUUUUCAGGCAAGAAUGUGUUCUCGCCGCUGGCAAGUGAACGGAUGCGAAGGAGACCAAGCCAGGUGAGUGGAUGAUAAUCUUAAAAUACCUUCAUGUUUUUUGAAACAACACCCCCCUGGUAAAACUUGAUAAGAUGUCACCGAAGUACUUUGUUAUUUAUCAAGAAAGCGCUCUUCCUCAAGUACAACAUUCGUUUGCACUUUUUCGUCUUUCUUUGUACUUUUAGCUCAAUUGAGCUAAAUGUUCAAAAAAUUGAUUCGAAAUGUUCUCAAUUCGUUCACAUGGCGAGUCAGAAAAGUACAAAAAAAGAAUUUUGCUCGAAAAACAAAAAAAUCGCAUCCAGGCAUCUCUCCGCGGGUUCAAUCCCAUUCAUUCUUUUUGCGUUCGCAUAAAAAAUCUUAUUUCUCUUUUCUUCGCCGUUUUCCAAUUAUUUUUCCACUCGCACACAAGAAAAAGAGAGAAGAAUAAUUAAUGAGAAGGGAACUCUUUCUGUGCUCAUUCACUUCUUUUUGACUCGAUUUUGAGGAGCUCUAGAUAGUUUUUCAAACAUUUAACAGAUUUCGCUUGAUGAAAAUAAACUUGACCUCACGUUUCACUCUUUUCCGCUGGCUUUCGACUGAAAUUUUUCGCAAUUUAGAGAAAGUAGGCAUUUGUUUUGGCAUCAUUCACAUCUUCAGUUGUCUUCCCAAACUGUGUCAAACUGUUUUGUGUUCUCUUGCAUAGUGCAUAGUGCAAGAGCAUCAUACUACGAACAGGAUGCUUCAAGGCCUCGUUCACAACUUCACGCGCUGUUUCGUUUAUAAGCAUUAUAUAACCAGGACGUAGUAAUCCAUCGGUUAGGCCCCAAGAGAACACAACACAGUUUGAAAUUGUUUGGGACGACAACUGAAGACGUGAAUGAUGCCAAAAAAGGUAUAUUUUCCCUAAUUUGCGAGCGGAAAAGACCGAAACGUGAGGUCACGUUAAUGUUGCGAGCGUCUGCCAAAAAGAGACGCGAGAAACUGAAACGAAAACGAGAAUUUCCGCGAAAGUCUCGCCCCGAGGACACUACUAAAUACUUAAUAAACACAAAUGUGAAGUUUUUGUGAAUAUAGAAAGUUUUUUGUCAGAGAUCAUGAAGUGUAUUCAUGAGCUCAUGAAUUAACCAAUUGCUCAAUAAACUUCCCUCCCCCUCCCCGUUUCUGCUUCAAAAGUCUUUUUUAUGUGAUUUUUUUAAAAGAGAAAACGAUCUUUCAAAUAUAAUUUGAGAUGUUUGUAACAAUUAUUGAAUAAUUGAGCUUUGAGCCUUGCUCGGCGAGCUUCUGAUUCCACAAUCUCGGGUUACCACACACUUUGUUUCAUUCUCUUGUAGGAUUUCGAUUUCAUUUUUGAAACAUCUUUUCGCACAACAUUGUUUUAAAGCUCUUAAUUUGUGCUUCUUCGUUUUCAGUUUAAAAAAACCCCAAAAUUGUCUGUUGUUUGCUCGAAAAAAAAAACAAAUUUUUCCCAUUUUCUCUCACACAAAAACGGGCACUUCCGUCCGUUUUUCUUCAAAAAAAGAAGAGAAGAUGCCUUCAAUUUUGUGUAUCCAUAAUAUUGGUUUCGUUUUUUCGCCAAUACUCGAUUUUAGCCUGUUUUUCAGAUUUAGGCAAUGGUGAAGUCAGUUUUUGCCUCAAAUUUACAGAUUUUGACUUUGAAUAAUGCUAACUUUUCCAAAACUUGUGUUAGCAGAAAACAUCAGUCUUUGGCCUGAUUUAAAGCAGAAAACUACACAAAAGUUCUGUAACAUUGCUGUAAGAUUGAAAAAACCAGGUUAAUUUCCGAAAGUGUCAUUAAAAACUAAAAAAAAAAGAGCUCAUCAUGAUCACAUCAAUCUGUUGAAAAAACAGGAAACGAGACAAGCGCUCAAAAACACUUUUACUCGCUCUUUUCCAUCCUAUCUCUCUCUCUCUCUUAUCACUCUUGUUAUAUCAUCCACUUCCAAAACACUCAUCUAUCAUUCAUCCCCCUCAGUUCACCGACCAACCACACUUUUCCCUUCCAUCCCCCCCUAUUUUUCUACUAAUAAAUGUCAUAAAUUCACCGAAAAACUAUGGGCGGAGGCGCGUCUAGAGACGAUCGGCCCCUCCCAAAGAAUCCUAUCGCUCAUGAUGAGUACGAACAAAAUUUGUAUCAGGAAUGGGUGAGUUGGCUGGCUUUUGGCGAGAAUUUUGAGCCAAAGCCAAUCUAAAAAAUGAAGAGUAUUCAUUGCAAAAUCUGCAAAGUAUCGUAAGAUAGUGUACAUUGUAAGCAAACACCAAAUGGCAAAAGCAAUCAGAAAAUCGAGUAGCGGUGUCAGAAAAUUAAAAAAAAACAACGAUUAGAUUUGUUUAUUGCUCCGUGAAAAGUUUGUUCUUUUCCCCUUCACAUUCACCCCUUCACCUUUCACUUCAAAAUUAUUCAAGCUAUUAUCAUAAAAAUGCCCAUGUCCCAUUUUUCAGUUUGACCGAGCCCUCCACAAAGCCUACUCGGAACCGCCUCAACUUUUUCCAAACUCUUCACUUUUGGACACCCUCUAUCAUCGGGUUUAUUGGUCCGUUCGCGCGAUUCAGUUCAAAAUAUUCUACAAGAAUGAAGAUAUGGACCUGGAUGAAGUGGUAGAGAAGUGGGAAAUAGGGGUUCAGCCCCCCUCGCUCGAGAUUAUGGCCCAGCGGACACAGUUCAGUCCGAGAUGGAUCAAGUACAUGUAUGCGCGGUUCAAGAAUGUGAGUUUCAUAUGAAAUGCACUAUGAAAGUUGGUAUUUGUAGCUUUAUUUUGAGAAAAACUGUAAAUACUCUAAUAGUGUUCAUUCAAAACGAUUUAUCAUUGUUGGUUUUUGACCGGAAAAAGGUGAAAUACCGUCAAUACUGUAAUAGAAGGGCACCCGAACAGUGCUCAUUCAAAACAAUUCAUCUCAGCUGCCGGUGGAGAAUCUCUAACGUAAUGAUCACUGAAACAUUUCGUACAUUUUGACAGUUGUCAACUUUUCGAUAUCUCUACCGGCAACUGAGAUACAUUGUCUUGAAUUUGGGUGUUCUCGGGUAUUACAGUAGUAAGCUUGCAAGCUUGAUCUUCUAGCCAAGAAUAAUUGUUUAACAUUUUCAAGAUAUUUUCUGUUAUUUUAAGAGUGGAAAUUGAUGAAAUUCGAACACAAUUCAGGAAUCGCCAACAGGAAAGAUGAAGGAAGAAGAGUUCCGCAACCUGCUCGCUUCUAUUAUCGCUCCGGAAAAGGCGACCGAUCAGUACAUCUCUCGUCUUUUCGCCGCUUUUGCCGGAAAAGACAAAAAGACGAUUACCUUUGAGGUACUUUCAGCACAUUUAGAGAUAACUUGUUUCCUUUUUAGAAUCUGCUAAACAGUCUGUCUCAUGUACAUCCGCAAACCGCCGAAACGAACGCGCGAUGGACAAUGCGACUGAUAACCGGCGGAGAGGGGGACUGCUUCGGCUUCUCGGUCAGUUUUUCCAAGGGAAAUUGUUUCAAAUCUAUGAGGUUAAGGCUUCAGACUAUGUAUUUAGAUGCCAAGAACUUUGUACUGGGUAGCAAGUGA
Molecule: messenger RNA, 6056 nt
Organism: Caenorhabditis sp. 36 PRJEB53466
Lineage: Eukaryota; Metazoa; Nematoda; Chromadorea; Rhabditida; Rhabditidae
Source: the annotation of a GenBank genome assembly